Aspergillus puulaauensis is the source of this 1512-nucleotide messenger RNA. RefSeq names its product cytochrome P450. NCBI's taxonomy places the organism in Eukaryota, Fungi, Ascomycota, Eurotiomycetes, Eurotiales, Aspergillaceae. The record is from RefSeq and is a predicted model, not a curated record. The coding region runs from base 1 to 1512 and encodes 503 amino acids. Gene Ontology annotation, molecular function: heme binding; oxidoreductase activity, acting on paired donors, with incorporation or reduction of molecular oxygen; monooxygenase activity. The transcript is spliced from 3 exons.
AUGCUCAAUGAAGCAGCCCUCGCCCUUGCUGUGGUCACUAUCCUGGCCUACUGCCUUGAAUUGCUCUCGCGAGCCCUCGACGACCCCCGUGAGCCCCCACGACUAGCCCCAAGAAUUCCCAUCAUCGGCCAUGCUCUCGGCUUUCUCCGCUAUGGCUUCGACUAUUACAUGCUGACCAAUCAGGCUGCCAACACAGGCAUCUACAUGCUGGGCUGCCUAACUUGGAAAGUGUACAUCGCGCACGACCCGCGCGUUGCAAACCUCCUUGCAAAAUCAAAGGCUAUAUCUCUGCGGCCCUUUCUCCGUCAUGCCGGGAAACUGCACGGCACGAUCAGUGACGAGGCCUAUGCGUUGUUCGACGGCGACCUGGCCGACUAUUUCAGCAAGCGCACCAAGGAGCUGUUGACGCCGGGGCCAGCCCUGGAUGAUCAGAACCUUCGCAUGGCGCAGCAGUCGCUGGACGAGGUCAGUAAUAUGGCCAACAAGGAGCCUACGAUUGAGUUGUUCCAGUGGUCGAAGCGGACGGUCAUGCUAGCAACGGGGGCCAGUUUGUUCGGGGCGGAGCACCCGUUUAAAAAUCCGAGCAUCGCAGAGGCAAUGUGGACAUGGGACGAAGCUCGACCGGGCCAUAUAUUUGGGUUCGAUCCCUGGGGCACAGGGUACAAAGCCCGGACGGCCGUGUUCGCGGCAUUCAGGGAGUACUUUGAGAGUAUUCCGGACGACGCAUCGGAGGUGAUUAAAGAGCGUCAUAGGGUCCUUCGCGAGGGUGGACUGAGCGAAGAAGACGCGUACAAGCUACAGUCGACCCUCAGCAAUGCCUACUUCAACACCAUCCCUACACUGUUUUGGACGAUCCACGACAUAUACUGUCGGCCGGAGCUCUUAGAGGAUAUCCGGCAGGAGGUGUCAACUAAAGCUGUGCAAAGGUCCAGGGACGCGGAUAAUGGCUUCGUACUAGACAUUGCAGCGCUCCAGACCCAGUGCCAUAUCUUGUUGUCUGCACUCCAAGAGACACAGCGCACGAGGCAUGCGCAGGUCGGCAUGCGCAUGGUGAUUGAAGACACACUGAUCGAUGGAAAGUACUUCCUCAAGAAAGGAACUGCCCUGCAUCUCCCCGCCAAAUCAAUCCAUAGAGAUCCCUCAAUAUGGGGAUCUGAUGCUCCUGAAUAUGACCCCUACCGAUUUGUGCCAGGGUAUACAGGGGAACCGAAGACAAAGGUCAUGCCGACGGCCUUCCUACCUUGGGGCUCGGCGCCGUGGCUAUGUCCUGCUAGGCAAUUUGCUGCGACAGAGAUUCUGAUCAUUGUGGCCUUGAUGGUGUUGCGCGUGGACUUGAGUUCAGUGGACAGAGAGUGGGAGACGCAACCAGCCACCAAGUCCAUCUCGAUCGCGACGCUGCCGCAUCCCAAGGAGGAUAUGCGGUUGAAGGUCAGUGAACGCAGGGAGGGGAUAGGCUCCUGGUCGGUUCUACUGGGGAAGAACAAGAUUAGAAUAUCACUGUCGUCAGGAUAG